UGGACUCAGACAUGACGAUGGCGGCGUGUAACAAUUCCCUAACGGCCACAUUAAGUAACGUUAGUGGCGGCGUUAACGCCAUCAGCCAACAGUGUGCCAUUUGUGGAGACAGAGCUACGGGAAAACAUUACGGAGCCGCCUCAUGUGACGGUUGCAAAGGAUUUUUUAGGCGCUCCGUCAGAAAAAAUCAUUUAUAUACGUGUCGAUUUAAUAGGAAUUGUGUAGUAGAUAAGGACAAAAGGAAUCAAUGUAGAUAUUGUAGAUUAAGAAAAUGUUUUAAAGCCGGUAUGAAAAAAGAAGCUGUACAGAAUGAAAGAGACCGAAUAAGUUGUCGAAGGCCUAGUUACGAAGAAAACAAUCAAAAUAACGGGUUAUCAGUGGGAUCAUUAUUAAAUGCAGAAAUGCUUUCUAGGCAGGUAGGAGCAGCAUUGGAGCAAAUGGGUCCAAAUCCAGUAAAUGAAUACGACAUAUCAGGGAGACAAUUGGCCAGUAUAAACGACGUGUGUGAGUCAAUGAAACAGCAACUUUUAAUAUUAGUGGAAUGGGCUAAAUACAUCCCUGCCUUCACAGAGUUACAGUUGGACGAUCAGGUGGCUCUUCUUCGAGCACAUGCAGGUGAACACCUUUUAUUAGGAUUGGCCAGGAGGUCUAUGCAUCUAAAAGACGUUCUUCUGCUAGGAAAUAAUUGUAUAAUAACAAAAGAAUGUCCAGCUAUGAUACCAGAUCCUCGUAACGUAUCUCCAGAUAUGAGCAUCUCCAGAGUCGGGACCAGGAUCAUCGACGAGCUCGUCAAGCCCAUGAACGAAGUCCAGAUCGACGACACCGAAUUCGCUUGCCUGAAAGCCAUAGUCUUCUUCGAUCCAAAUGCUAAAGGAUUGAGCGAACCAUCCAGAAUCAAAACUCUUCGAUAUCAAAUCCAAAUCAAUCUUGAAGAUUACAUCAGCGAUCGUCAAUAUGACAGCAGAGGCCGCUUUGGAGAAUUAUUGCUGACUCUUCCACCUCUACAAUCGAUAACGUGGCAAAUGAUCGAACAAAUCCAGUUUGCAAAGCUUUUUGGAGUAGCACACAUCGAUAGUUUGUUACAGGAGAUGCUCCUUGGAGAUUAUAGAUCAUUUCAAAUCAGCUCUGUCCAAUAUGGAUAUAAAGUUUAAGAAUAGAACAGUUUGUCAUAGAUUGAAUAGAAGACUUUGAAUAGACUUGAAGAUCUUCAAAGAUGCUAAGCGCCAGCAUCGACGCCACUCCACCGGCCUUGGUCGUCCCGAACAACAAUCACAUCAACAACAACAACAAUAGCUAUCAGAGCACCAGUGACUCAGCUGAUAGUCCCAUCACGUCGCCUCUAGCUACACCCAAUAGCCCACAGGAUCACUUGAUCAACAGUAACGUGGCUAGUCCAUCUGGCCCACCAUCUAGCGUACUAGGACUACGUGAGAUGGUGCCAUUGGACGAUGCCGUAUCGCAUUAUCCGAUAUCGUUCAAAGAAGAGCCGCUGAAGGAGGAACAGCAUAGUUUUUAGGUUAUGGACUUUUUUCAAAGUUUAUUAGAAGUUUGUUGUAUACUGGAAAUGUUUUGCUUGUGGAGAAUUAUGAACUGUCCUUUUUUAGAAGAUAAAAUAUAUUACUAUAAAUUUAACAGUCAUUUUUAUGAUAUUCUUCACAAAGUAAAGAGAAAAGGAAAUACUUAUUUUUAAAUAGGAUCUCUACAUUUCUAAUAAUGGACAGAGCACUCCUUAGAAUAUUUUUCAUCUAUGCCUAAAGAAGGUCUUAAAUAUUUGUGAACAAUUUCCAAAUCAACACAAAACAUUUUCAAAAUUAUCUAGUACAUUAAAAAUACCCUUAUGUGGUAUUUUUCACAUAUAUGUAUAUCGUUAAUAAUCAUAUUGAUUGACAAGUAGUUACCUAUUUCUUUUGUGUACAUAUUUUACCUUCACUGUUAAGUUUUUGGUUAGGGUUAUUUGUAAAAAAUGGCGUAAUUGGAUAUAAUGUUACUGUAAGACUGAUAUAAGCGUGCUAUCAGAAAUUCUGUGCCUUGUUAAAUGUCAAUUAGUACCAUACUUAACUGGAAUGUUAAAAUGGCGAGUGAAAUGCCCAGACACCAUCGUGCAAAAAGACAAAAGAGGGAAUGUAAAGGUAGUGGGGGCAAAAAUAUUGUUAGACAGGAAGUGCCAUCUUGAGAGGCCACAUUAAACAAGGAAAGAGACUCUCUUUCCUUGUUUAAGAAAUCAAAUUUAGUUGGGUUAUUACUGAUAUUAUUGUUUGUCCCAACUGUCACAUGAAAGAUUAUUUGUAUUUUCUAUUGAAGUUUUUUAACAAUUGUUUCACAUUUUAGACUAUUAUCGUUAUUAUUUAAUUAAAACUUUAUUGUGUUCUAGGUUAAAAAAAGUAUUUUAAGUGUUUAACCCCCAUACUUAACCAUCAGAGGCCACUUUUUUUGGUCUCCUUUUCAUAACGAUUAGAUACUCUCUUUUGUGUUUUUGCUCGAUGCCAGACACACACAUACAUACACAAUUGAUGACGUCGUGCCUUUGUCAACAUUUACAAUUGCUCAGUUUUCCAUAGAUUCAUUGUUUAGAACCGUCAAAAAAGCUAAUUAAAGUAGUAAACUAAAAAAAUCUAAUUAGAAUAGAUUGUGAAAUAAAAAUUACAUGAUCUAGAAUUUUAACCACUUUCACAAAAUAGUAUAGCAUUUUUCAUAUAAAAAAGCUUGCACGCCAUUCAAGAUUUACGUCGUUAGAACCCCACAGCGUUGCAAAAACAUCAGAAUGGUUAGUAAGUGAGAAAUUUUUAAAAUGUCAACUAUUUGUCAAAAAUACACUUUGUUUUAAGACUAUUGCAACACAUUAAAUACAUAAGAAAACAUUUUAAUAUAAAAUUAUAUAUUGUAAAUUUCAAACUUACCUCUUUUAGGGCUGUAAUAGUAAAAACGUCCCGCCAUUAUGUGUUGAUCAAAAUAAUCUAUCUUAUAUGAAAGCUUAUCAGCUUUCUACAGACUAUUUAUUUGUUUUGGCAUAUCACAAUCACACUACACAACAAUAAUUAGUUUUUAAAGCUAUUAAUUUAAAUUUAAUAUGUAUUUAUAAAUACAAUGUAUUAAUAUAUAUUGUAUUAUGAUCAAAUUAUGUAAGAUAUCACAACAUAAACAAAAUUCCUACUCUAAAGAAGCGGCAACACUUUAUACACUUUUGCCACACGCUGAACUGUCAAUAAUAUUUUAUGUAUUUCCAUCAGUUGCGUACAAUUGUCUAAUAUAUUUAAUUAAAAUUAUUAUUUUGUGGAAUAUUAAACUUCAAGUGUUAUUUCAUAUAAUCUAUAUUAUUAAUAAUAAUAAAUGUUUUUGGUUAUUUAAUCAAUAUAAUUCUAAAAUUUCCAAUAUAAUGAUAAUUAUAUUUUUCUGAUUAUUGCACCAUGUUGAUGCCUAUGAAAGAUCGAGCAGUUCCGUACGGGUUUCGUAUUAUUAGCUGUGUUAGGAAAAUUUGAACUCUAAGGUUGAUGUUCUGGAAAUUUUAAAUACUUAGUAUAAAUCGUGACGUGCAAGUGUUUUACUUUGAAAAAUGGUAUACAUAACUUGUUUGCUAUUUUAUUAAUACAAAUUUUAAUUAACAUCUCUUUAUUUACGUGACAGUUGUGGUUUGUUAAAUGUGAAUACAUACUAUUUAUGAUUGCUGAAAUGUUUGAAUUGCCAACCUGCGUCAUUUGAAUGUAAAUUCCAUAACCUACUCUAAUUACGAUUUUACUCAAUAGACUUUUUAGGUAGAUAUUUUUAAUAGUUAGUAGAUAUAUCAAUUAGCAGCUGUAGCAUCCUAAUAGUUUCUACCAUUCAUACAAUACCAAGAUUACAAUAUUAUAACAUUUUACUUUUUUUAUAAUGCAAGUAAGUUUACAAUCUACUCCACGGUGGAAUUAGGGGAAUGAAUAUGUGUUUUAGUAGGUUUUUAACGGACACAAUCUUCACAGACACAUUUCAGUAUUGGUCAAACAUGAGUUUUAUUAAAUUUUAUUUAUUCGAUUUUGUAAUUUUUGCUUUGUUUCAUACCAAACUUCUUCAGAUAUCAUACGAAGUGUUUUAAAUUGAAUGAAAAUAAGCGUUUGAGUAUUUGAUAGCUUACUGCAACCCCACAAUUUGGUCCAAGAUGUCCAGUCACCAAUAUAUUUUUAAUUUUAAAGUGACUUUUUGUUUUUAUGUGUGUCUUCCAAGUCAUUUUCUCUUCCAUAUGAAUUGAUAUUUGACCUCAAUCUUCCAGGUAAAAGGAUUGUUAUUUAUGGUGACCUGAGGUGGUCUGCUUCUUUUUAUCUACAUUCCAGUUUUUAAGCGUACAUGCUCGUCUGGUAUGAAUCUAUGGAGUGGGUUACAACGAGACGCAAGCCUUUAUCUCUUGCGGUACUGCUUAUCCAUAGGUCGUACCAGCAUAUUCUAGUCUAAGUAACAGAUCUAUUUGAAUUUUACACUACUACACUAGCCUUUUCAUUUUCGGGCCAGAGUUUGAAUGAUCGAUCCACUAGAUCACUCAGUAAAGUGAAUGCGAUUCGUCCGCCUGGUUCGCUUAGCUAUCUAACCUUUCUGCUUUUUAUAUUUAGAACUUCCCAUAAUCUGGUAUGAUACGUUCAGAACUUGCUCCAAUUCCUAAUUAUAGGACAAAUAUUGAGAAAAUAAUUGUCUGCAUCAUCGUCAUCAAGCCUCAAGCUGUCUGCUUCAUUUUGCUCUGUCCCUUGCUUGGAUUUUUCAGUUAACAACACCGAGGACUUUCUGCAUACAUACUUUAAAAAAUCCAUAAACUAACGGUACUGACAUUGCAUAUCAAGUUUAUAGACUGACGAAGCUAUUUUUCAUUUUUCUGAAUUGUGAAGUCAAUUUAAAUUUAAAAAACCCGGUAAAUAUUGGCGACUGUUAGUGACUCACGAUCUCUGUCUCUUAUUUUGUUAAUUAUUUCUACAUAUUUUACAGAAGACUAAAUAAAAAUACAGGAAUGAAAUUUUGUACCUUGAACUCAAAACUGGUGCCUGAUUCCCAAACUGCUGUCUUCCAUUUUUGUAAUCAUCUUAAAAGGCUACCCAUAUAGUAUUAUUAAGUCCACUAGAGCCUUUAUAGUACCGUCGCGUCAAUUUGGAAAAAUCUGCAGUAAAUAUUAGAUACAGAAGGAAAGGGCCAAGUAGGCUAGAGUCGUUUAUAGAUUGGUACUUACAAAUAGAAAGGUUUUAACUAAAAUUAAUAAAUAUAGACUCCCAUUAAUUAUGAUUAUUUUUCUGUCUUCAAAAGUGUGUUACAUUAAGUACAUUAAGUUUAUUUGAGCUAUUAGUGGUAGUGAGGUAGGAAUUUUUGUAUUGCAUGUUGUCGACAAUGAUUGUGUCAAAAUGUUCCCAACCUGGGUGAAUGGACUAUAACAACAUAUUGUGCAACUGUGUCAGCUAUGUUGCCAACAUGUAUGACUGUACCUUCGAGCAAAAAGACAGAAGAGGAAAUGUAAAGGUAGUGGAGGCAAAAAUAUUGUUAGACGGGAAGUGAUAUUUUGAGAGGCCACAUUAAACAAGGAAAGAGUCUUAAGUCUCUUUCCUUGUUUAAGUAAUCAAAUUCUGUAGGCUUAUGCUAUUGUUUGUCACAACUGUCACAUGAAAUCUUAUUUAUAUUGAUGUUUUUUAACAAUUGUGUCACAUUUUAAACUAUUAUCGUUAAUAUUUAAUUAAAACUUUCUCAUCUAAGACACAUUCUGAAAAAUAUUAUAUAGAUACUGUUACUAAGUGUCGGAAAAUUUAAAUUUGUCGCCUUUGCAUUUCCGGAUAUGUCCGCCAUAUUAAGAGGCCACUUUUAUGAAUUUUGGUCUCCUUUUCAUAACGAUUAGAUUCUCUCUUUUGUCUUUUUGAUCGGUGGACUGUACCCCUGACGUUAUUUCAAGAUUACUGCGAACCGUUCAAAUUUUAGCAACAUUAAAAAAUUAAUUAAGACACUCAUAACAUUUUAGACAUUCUUUGAAAAUUGUAUUGCUUUGUUAUAUUUAUAACUUCUUCUAUUUUUUAUUUUUUACUUUUGUUAUGCCCUUGAAGUAAUUGAUUAAAAAGAUAUAUCGGACUUAAAAUAUUUGGUAAAUCUUUGAAUUUUUAUCGCUGGUGAUUGGUUAGGUUAGGAACACAGUUCAUUGCAUAUCAUCAAUAUUUUACGUCGUCACAGUACAAACAACUUUUAGAAAAUUCCCUAACAAAAUUUUUAGAAUUACAUUAGUUAUUUUGACUUACAUACAUUAUAUAUUUUCAUUAAAAUAAAACUUCUAGAAAAAAUUACUACUCAAAAAUUAUAAUUGAGAAAAGCAGUACGCUGCCUUAUCUUUAAUAGGCCUUUUCAUCAGAAAUUUGUAUCAGCCAUUUUCUUCGUACUGUUUGUUACCUAUAAAUAAGCAUGUUAGGUUAAGUUAGUAAUAUAAAUAACAAUAAAAUACUUGCAAACACAUAAUUAGAAUAAAUAAUACUAAAGAAAGUAUAGUUAUUGAAAAAAAUACGGAAUUAGGGAAUAAAACGUCUCAAUUGCAAAUCAAUCUUUUUAAUCAAUUAUUAUUAUGAUACCUGUUCGAAAAAGGAACAUCGAAGCGAUGUCGUUAUGGAGUACAUAAUAGUGAUAGAUGCUAUAAAUUAUUUAAAGACAAAAUAUAUUAUUUUAUCAAUUUUUUAAAGCCAAAAGUUUCUUGAUAAACAAUCUCGUGCAAUACCUACAAUAUUUUAUAUCUGUUUAAUAAUAUUUACUAUUCAUUAAUCAUUUUUAACCUUAAAAUAUUAAAUUAUCAAUUUUAUUGAUUAUACACUGUAAUAAUGUUGUUGUUAAUUAAUAUAUUUCGACAAGUAAUGAAAAUCGAUUGACAUCAUUAAUUAGAUUAAAAAAUUAUAGACAAUAUUUGUAGAGUAAACAAAUAACGAAGAAAAAUAUCUCUAACAAGUGAAGAUGCCUAACUUCUCUUUGGUUGAUCAAAACGGUACGAAAAACAUGGCGGCCGCGCAUGCGCUCGACACAUGAUGAAAAGGUCUAUUUACGUAAUGCAAAAUGACAGUUAGACAUUGUUGGUAAUAUUUUCAGAGACCAUGUCUAAUUUUAGAAGCAAAAAGUUUUUGUAAUGGAGACAACCUAAAAUAUUGUGAACAAGCUAAUAUUUACUGUAUUUCAUUCAAUUAAAAUGCGAAAAUAAGUUCGAAAAUAAAUUUAUAAUAAUUGUAACGUUUUAAUAAAUAUAUUUCUAAUUUCCUAUAUUCUUUGCUAUUCCGACAAUACUGCAACACUGUGCAAAAAUGUCAGCGUCAAAAUUUGAUGAUGUGCAAUUAACUAUAAAGUAAAUAAUGUGUAUACUGAUGUUUUCAAUACAAAUAUUUAUUUAUUUUAUUAUCGGACUGGCUUGACAUUAUAAAUUAAUAACAGAAAGUAGUCCCCUCUAAAAUUUUAUUAUACAUAAUUUUACAUUCCAAAAUCUAUUAAAUAACCUUUGUUAAAUUUGUAAAUUAUAUGAAAGGAAAUUAAAUAUUUACAGUAAAAAUGUAAAUAUUCUAUUUUAAUUAAAUAGCACUUGUUUUUAUAAGCACAUGUAUUGUUUUUUGUUAAAAUUAUGUUUAUGAUUUCUUAUUUUGGUACCUCCUUAGCUGUCCCCAUUGUAGAAUGACCGUUGUUAUUAAAACGUGAUCACAUUUGUAGUUAUUUAAAUUUUAUACACUCAAAGCGUCGAUAGUAGAUUUUUUUCUCCAAAUAUCCCUUGAACGGUAAUUUAUUAGACUACAAUCUGAUCAAAUAACAUAAUAUAAUGAUAAGUGGUGGAUUCAGCAGUUAAUUUAUUUAAAUUCAUUUGAUAUAUCAAUAAAACCCUGAAAAGUUUGUUUUAGAGACAAAGAUUUCAAAACAUCCUGUAUUGGUGGAGAUUUGUAGACGAUAUACUGGUAUGUUUUAUAGGAACUAACACGCAACUUGGCCAAUUUUUAUCGUAUAUUAAUUCUACCCAGUACCUUCUGGGUAGUACAUUACCUUCCAGUACCUUCUAAAACACCAGCUUUUAGAACAAGCCACAACUUAGGCAAAUAUAUUUGCCUAAGGAAAUUUGCCUAUAAACAACAACAAGUCAAAAUAAAAAGCACGGUCAAACUUACAUCGGUCAAACUAGUAGAAACUUUAAUAAAGGAAUAGCAGAACAUAAAAGGGCUUUCAAUAAUAGCAAAACAGAUUCUACAUGCGCACUUCAUUUUCUAGAUCAUAAUCUCUUAAGGCCGAAUUUCAAAUUCUUCACAUCCAGAAUAAAGGCCUUAAGCUAUCUUUACUUAAAUCUAUGGGACUUAACAAAUGAAAUAACACACAUAAUUCUUAAUGACCAACUUAAGACAAACAAGUGUCUCCUACUCAACCCAACCUAUUUCGUUAAAAACUAUUAAGUGUAAACACAUACCAAAAAUAAAUCACUUGAGAUCAGCCGAAACAGCUGUAGUGAUAAGAUUUUAUAAUAAAUUUUGUGGAAGUUUUGAAAGCAAAGUUUUCAGUAUUUUAUUGAUAUAUAAUAUAAUGAUGUUCUGAAGCUAUUUUGUUGGGACAUCUUAAUGCAAUUACUACUUCUAAUGAGAAUAAGCCACAAUCUAACUUUAAUGUAAGUUAAAUUUUGACUUUUCGAUUUUUACUUCGGAAAUCGAGUAGAUAGGAAGCCACUUUGGUCGACUUUGACCUUUGACUUUCGCGGCUUGAAUCGUACGCGCAUCCGAUUCGCGCGUACAGUUAUUACAACAAUUAAAAUUCUUCGAGACUUAAACUGUAUGCGCAUCUGCUUCGCGCAUAAACAAUUUCAUAAACAAAUCUUAGUUAAACAGAAAAUGUCCAACACACAAAUUAUCAAAAAAGGGUUUCCGAAGUGGAAAUAGAAACGUCAAAAUAACCUGAUUUUAAACUUAAAUUUUGGCUUAUUCCCAUUGAAAGUAGUAAUACUUUAAUGGUAAACAUGCGUUGUUUAUGAUUUUAUUUUGGAAUCUUUGAAUUUUUGAUUGAGUAAAGUUGUGUCAUCAAAUAUUUCAUUUUCAUAGCUUUACAGCUAAAUGCUAG
Molecule: messenger RNA, 9039 nt
Organism: Diabrotica balteata
Lineage: Eukaryota; Metazoa; Arthropoda; Insecta; Coleoptera; Chrysomelidae
Source: the annotation of a GenBank genome assembly